Molecule: messenger RNA, 1926 nt
Organism: Knipowitschia caucasica
Lineage: Eukaryota; Metazoa; Chordata; Actinopteri; Gobiiformes; Gobiidae
Source: the annotation of a GenBank genome assembly
AUGGAACUGGAUACCGGCUCUGCAGUGUCAGUGAUGGCGCACAGUGACUUUGUGCAGUACUUUGGAGACCAGAAGCUGAACUCGUCAUCUGUCCUCCUAAAGACAUAUACUGGAGAGAAAAUCAAGCCCCUCGGCGUAUUGCCGGUGGAGGUACAACACAAUGGCCAACAAUGCACAUUGGACUUGUACAUUGUAAAAAGAGGAGGACCAGCACUGUGGGGCCGAGACUGGCUGAGGAAAUUACAGCUGGAUUGGAAGUCCAUUAAAAGCCUGCAGGUGGCGCCAAACACCACCGACAAGUCCACAGAGGUCAAAUUGGAGACAGUCUUGGUGGCUGCAACGCCUGUAUUCCAAGAUGGAAUUGGGACAUUAAAAAACAUAAAGGGCAAAAUUGUUCUUCAAGACGGGGCCAUUCCACGUUUCCACAAAGCACGGCCAGUUCCGUACGCCAUACGACAGAAGGUGGAAGCGGAGCUGGACCGCCUAGAGGCCGACGGAAUCCUGUCUAAAGUUGACUGGAGCCCAUGGGCCACACCCAUUGUCCCAGUAGCAAAGAAGUCAGGGGCAGUGAGGGUGUGUGGGGACACCCUCACAAUCAAUCCUGUGCUACAAGCAGAACAAUAUCCACUUCCCAGGAUCGAGGACAUUUUUGCAAACCUGGCUGGUGGAAAGCGGUUCACCAAGGUGGACCUGGCGGAGGCCUAUCUACAGAUGGAGAUAGAGGAAGACUCGAAGAUGUUCCUGACCAUCAAUACUCUGAAGGGCUUGUACCGCUACAACAGGUUAGUGUUCGGAGUGGCCUCAGCCCCGGCUAUCUGGCAGCGUGCUAUGGAUCAGGUGUUGCAGGGGAUUCCAGGUACACAGUGUUACUUAGAUGAUAUAAUUGUGACUGGGGCCAACGAUAACGAACACCUGGAGAACCUCCAUAAGGUCUUACAGAGACUUCAAGAUUACGGACUCCGGGCUAGACGUGACAAGUGUGAGUUUUUCAAACCAUGUAUCACAUACUGCGGCCACACCAUUGAUGCACAGGGUUUGCAUAAAUGCAAAGAAAAGAUCAAUGCCGUCAUGAAGGCUCCUCAGCCACAGGAUGUACAGCAACUGAGAUCGUUCCUUGGAUUCAUCAACUACUACCACCGGUUCAUGCCUAACCUGUCUACAGUGCUCCAUCCUCUGAACGAACUACUCCAGGCAGAACGGAAAUGGAAAUGGACCAAGGAAUGCGAACAGGCCUUCCAGGAAGUGAAAAGGCUGGUGACAUCAGAGACAGUGCUCACACACUACGACCCGUCCUUGCCUGUGAAGUUGGCAUGCGACGCGUCACCGUAUGGUAUAGGGGCCGUUAUGUCACAUGUCAUGCGGGACGGCACUGAGAGACCAAUAGCGUUUGCCUCCCGCUCCCUGUCCUCGGCUGAGAAAAAUUACUCCCAAAUAGACAAGGAGGCACUGGGCCUGGUCUGGGGCGUAAAACGAUUUAACCAGUACUUAUACGGCAGGGAGUUCACCCUCGUGACCGAUCAUCAACCACUGGUCUCAAUAUUCAACCCCCAUAAGGCUAUCCCCAUGACCGCAGCGGCACGCAUGCAGCGUUGGGCCCUGUUCCUGGGAGGGCAUCGGUACAAGAUUGAAUUCAAGAGCACACUAAAUCACGCCAAUGCAGACGGGUUGUCUCGGUUGCCACUCGACACCGCAACAGGCACAAAAGGAGACAAAGAAUCAGUGGCGAUGUUCACGCUCAUGCAGAUCGAAAGCCUCCCAGUGACAGCGGAGAUGAUUGAGAGAGAGACCCGGAAAGAUGCGACUCUCUCACAAGUGUACAAAGCAACGCAGACAGGCUGGGCAGCUAGUGAAAGGUCUUUCCUCGCUCCAUAUUUCCAACGCCGGGAUGAGCUUGCUAUUGACUCUGGUGCCUUAUGUGGGGAAUGA